AUCUUUACAAUACCAAAUUGUUUGUCCGAAUUUACGAUUUUGAAUAAAUUUUUGUCGUAGAAGUUUGCAAUCAUUCGAUUCACAAACGUGAACUAUGGUCGCGUUAACAUUAACAGAUGCCAACUUUUUGAGUUUCGCCCGUUGAGUCACGAGUGAUAAAUCUCCGUACAUAUACUUAUAAUUUCUUCUCAUUGUGCAACACCAGCAACAUUGUUGCUUAUCUUUUUACGGUAACAUUUAUGGAAUUUACAAGUGUUUCACACGUUCAAGUUUAACAAGUAAACAGUUUAAGUUUAACACAGUUUAACAUAAUCCCGAAAGGCGCCUAUUAUUUCACAAGAAUCAAGAAAGUUGCUGUCAGAGAUAGUGUGGAGGUGAAGAGAUUAUGGCCACUUGGGAUGGUUCGUAUUCGGAACCAGACGAUCAACACUACUACGUAUACUCCGAUCAGAAUGUUUCUGGUCCUGCAGCAAGCAACUGGACGUACUUUUCUAACAAUGUAAAUAACGAUUAUUCACGAGCUAAUCGUGAAUUUUGUGUACAAAAUGAUGCUGCGUUCCAGCAGAAUUGUCCCAAUACUUUCUAUCAUUCAGACACGAAUGUCAUGCCCAACGUUCUUUCCACAAGUAAUGGUUAUCAGGAACAUCUAACUAAUCCUGUGGACAACUCUCAAAUGUCAACUAGUAUAGAAUACUUUCCAAAAAAUGUUAAGUCUCAACAGUGUUUUCUACCUGCAGUUGAUUAUCGGACUAAUGAUUACGUUCUAAAGACAACUAAGAAUAAGCAUAAUCAUACAAAAGAAGUUACAACCAAUGCAACAAAAGAGUCAAAUUUACAUGUUACUGCUCAAGAAUUUGUGCCAAAUAAUUCAAAAUUAACCAAUAAGAAGAGGGAGUUACAAAAUGCAGAUUCUUGUGUUAAUAAUGUGGAUUCUUAUCCGAGAGACACAAGAUUCAUGGAAGAAGCAGCAGCAACAGUUGACAAGUAUUCUAUGGACAACACAAAUAAGUAUGAACAGAAACGUGAUAAUAGAAGGAAUUUAACUUACAAGCCCAAAGAAGGACAGCAAGACUAUUUUUACAAAAACAAUGCAUACAAACAUUCUUAUCAUCAACAAGGUGGAAGUUCUUACAAGUUUCAAGAUAAUAAAUAUUAUACUAGUAAGCAUUAUUCUGAUAAAUCACAUAUGGAUACAAAGGAUAUAUCUGUACGUGCAUCAGGCAGAAGUCCGAUAAGCGGUAAUAAUACAAGUGACAAUAAAGAAAUAUCUGCAGUAAAUUUAAAUGAGGAAGAACCACGUUCAACUAUGGAUGCAAAUUUGUAUUGGAAUAGGAAACUAGCAAAUGAGAACAGAGAGAGAAGAAAUACUGUUGCCAAGUACAAUAAUGUGCAGUCUAAUGGAACAAAACAAUCUAUCGAUCAAAGCAAGGAAUAUACUUAUUAUAAUUCAGGAUCAAAGCAAUCGUAUGCAUACCAUAAAAAUACAAGGAAAUAUCCAUAUAACAUUCGACAUAACAGAGAUGAAUAUAAUUACAGAGAGAAAAGAUACAACUGUCAAGGGCAGAAUGAGACUUGGGAGAACCAUAGUAAAGAGGAUAAACAAUUAGAAAGGAGAGAACAAUUGUGUAGCCAAAAGAAUUACAAUGAAGUUAGACAAGGUUCUAGCGAAGAAGUUCAACUUGGCACAAAGGAAUUAAAAGAGAAAGGAUAUAGUUAUCAAGGACGUGAUGGGCAUAAAGAACGCAACAAACAAGAUAAAAUCGAAACCUUCAAAGAGAGAGAUAGAAGCAAAAAUAAUAUACUUGAUGAUAAAGAAAAGGGAAAUGAAAAUUGGAGGAAUAAAAGGGACAUUAGUGAAAAGAAUGGUAUUCAAAAACGAAUACAAAAUAAAAAAUCUCUGGUUGAUGAUGAUGCAAGUCAAAGAGAAAGACUGACGGAACAAUUAAAUAGGGGACAACUAGAAUGUUUAGUGUGUUGCGAGAACAUCAGACAAAAUGAUUACAUUUGGUCAUGUUCUAAUUGCCAUCAUGUUUUACAUUUGAAGUGUGUUAAAAAAUGGGCCAAGUCUUCGCAAGCAGAUAAUGGUUGGAGAUGUCCAGCAUGUCAGAAUGUAAGUUCAACAAUUCCUGACGACUAUUUCUGUUUCUGUGGCAAGACAAAAGCCCCCGAAUGGAAUCGUAGAGAUGUUGCACAUUCUUGCGGAGAAGUUUGUGGUAGAACAUUAUCGAAAAAUAAUUGUCCUCACAAGUGUACUCUUCUGUGCCAUCCUGGAUCAUGUCCACAAUGCGUGGCAAUGGUAACAAGGUACUGCGGCUGUGGAAAAACAUCACAAACAGUGCAAUGUAGCACCCACAAGCUGCUGUUGUGUGAAUCUAUAUGCGAUAAGGAUUUACUUUGCGGAGCACACAAAUGUGAAAAACAGUGUCAUCACGGAGAAUGUUCAAAUUGUGAAAAAACAAUAGAGCAAAAAUGUUAUUGCGGCAAAAACAAGAGAGAAGUAAUCUGUCAGAAUGGCGUUCCGCGCGAAUACUCUUGUGAAACUGUAUGUGGUAAACUAUUAGACUGUGGUAAUCACAUUUGCACAAAGCUGUGUCAUCCAGAUGUUUGCGAACCAUGUGUUUUGACACCGGAGAAAGUUACAACCUGUUGUUGUGGACAAACACUUCUGACAGAAGAAAGAAAAACUUGUUCAGAUCCAAUUCCAUGCUGUGAUAAAGUAUGUUCUAAAAAUCUGAAAUGUGGUCAACCUAACAAUCCACACACAUGUAAGGUAAAAUGUCACGAAGGAGAUUGUCCUAUUUGCGAUUUGACUACAGAUGUUAAAUGUCGUUGCGGUAAUAUGGACAGAGAAAUAGCUUGUAAAGAUUUAACAUCGAAAGCUGACGAUGCCCGAUGUGAAAAAAGAUGUACGAAAAGAAGAUCUUGUGGCAGGCAUAAAUGUAAUCAGCUAUGUUGCAUAGAAGUAGAGCAUAUUUGUCCUAUGAUGUGUUCUAAAACUUUAAGCUGUGGUAGACACAAAUGUGAACAAACUUGUCAUAAAGGAAGAUGUCAACCUUGUUGGCGUAGUAGCUUUGAUGAAUUAUACUGUGAAUGCGGAGCAGCUGUGAUAUAUCCUCCAGUUCCUUGUGGUACUAGGAGACCUGUUUGCGAUAGGCCAUGUUCUCGACAGCAUUCCUGUGGGCACGAAGUGCUCCAUAAUUGUCACAGUGAACCAAUCUGUCCCCCUUGUACUGUCCUUACUCAGAGGUGGUGUCAUGGAAAGCAUGAACUACGAAAAGCCGUGGCGUGUUACGUUAAUGAAAUAUCAUGCGGUUUGCCAUGUAAUAAACCAAUUUCUUGCGGUCGACAUAAGUGUAUCACUAUUUGUCAUCCUGGGUCAUGUGAGAAACCAGGACAGCAAUGUACUCAACCAUGCACUAUUUCAAGAGAAAUGUGCGGACAUAUUUGCGCCGCCCCGUGUCACGACGGUAAAUGUCCGGAUGUACCAUGCAAGGAAAUGGUGAAGGUAACCUGUCAGUGUGGACAUAGGAUGAUGUCUCGCGUUUGUGCGGAAAAUACUAAGGAAUAUCAGAGAAUAGCAAGUAGCAUACUAGCUAGUAAAAUGGCUGAUAUGCAACUAGGUCAUUCAAUUAAUUUGGAAGAAGUGUUUGGUCAAGGUGCAAAGAAGCAGAAUCAGUUGAAAACUCUAGAAUGUAACGACGAAUGUAAAUUAAUAGAACGAAAUAGAAAAUUAGCAUUAGGGUUGCAAAUUGUGAAUCCGGAUCUGAGUGGAAAAUUAAUGCCUAGAUAUAGCGAUUCCAUGAAACAAUGGGCUAAGAAAGAUCCACAUUUUUGUCAAAUGGUUCAUGAAAAGUUAACAGAAUUAGUUCACUUAGCAAAGACUUCGAAACAGAAGUCACGCAGUUAUUCCUUUGAUUGUAUGAAAAAAGAUAGACGUGAUUUUGUUCAUGAAUCCUGCGAGCAUUUUGGCUGUGAGAGCCAAGCAUAUGAUAAGGAACCUAAAAGAAACAUUGUUGCUACUGCAGUAAAGGACAAGUGCUGGUUACCCAGCUAUAGUUUAUUAGAAAUUGUACAACGAGAAAACGGUCAAAGGAAAGUUCCUGGUCCAAUGCUGAAUACUUCAAAAGUUGAUGGGCCUGUAAAGACAAUAUUAUCACUGCCCGCGAGAAAGAACCAGAAACACAGUUAAACACAAAAAUACUAGAACCAGAAAUAGAUUACUUUGAUUAUCAGGGAUAAGAUUAUUAUUGUAUAUCCUGUACAGUGUAAUGUGAAUGACAUACAUAAUACUAUAAUUGGGGAAAUUGGUGUUGUUAAAUAUAAUUAAUUGAAUGUUUCAGGGCGUUCGUAUUUGUAAAGUGU
Messenger RNA from Dufourea novaeangliae, 4362 nucleotides. RefSeq names its product protein shuttle craft (gene stc). Lineage: Eukaryota; Metazoa; Arthropoda; Insecta; Hymenoptera; Halictidae. The record is from RefSeq and is a predicted model, not a curated record. Gene Ontology annotation, molecular function: RNA polymerase II transcription regulatory region sequence-specific DNA binding; DNA-binding transcription factor activity, RNA polymerase II-specific; zinc ion binding. Gene Ontology annotation, cellular component: nucleus. The transcript is spliced from 10 exons. Gene Ontology annotation, biological process: negative regulation of transcription by RNA polymerase II. The coding region runs from base 386 to 4189 and encodes 1267 amino acids.